This is a messenger RNA of Phyllostomus discolor (pale spear-nosed bat), 2642 nucleotides long. RefSeq names its product DnaJ heat shock protein family (Hsp40) member A3 (gene DNAJA3). Gene Ontology annotation, biological process: protein folding; response to heat; negative regulation of apoptotic process. The record is from RefSeq and is a predicted model, not a curated record. The coding region runs from base 31 to 1473 and encodes 480 amino acids. NCBI's taxonomy places the organism in Eukaryota, Metazoa, Chordata, Mammalia, Chiroptera, Phyllostomidae. The transcript has 12 exons. Gene Ontology annotation, molecular function: heat shock protein binding; protein kinase binding; ATP binding. Gene Ontology annotation, cellular component: mitochondrion.
GUGGCGCACGCGCAGUGUCCCCGGGCCAAGAUGGCGGCGCGGUGCUCCACACGCUGGCUGCUGGUGGCUGCGGGGACCCCUCGGCCUCCGGCUGCAGCAGGGAGAGGGGCCCGUCCGCCCAGGGGGGUCGUGGUGGGGGCGUCUCUGGGCCGCAAGCUGAGCGUUACCGCCUUCGCGCCUUCACUGGGAGCUCGCGGCCCUGGGGUGCUACUGACAUUGAGACCCGGUGUCAGCCUCACAGGAGUACAAUGUUACCCUUUUGUUUGUACUGCCUCCUUCCACACGAGCACCCCUUUGGCCAAAGAGGAUUAUUACCAGAUAUUAGGAGUGCCCCGAAAUGCCAGCCAGAAAGAGAUCAAGAAAGCCUAUUACCAGCUUGCCAAGAAAUAUCACCCAGACACAAAUAAGGAUGAUCCCAGAGCCAAGGAGAAGUUCUCCCAGCUGGCAGAAGCCUAUGAGGUGCUGAGUGAUGAAGUGAAGAGGAAGCAAUAUGACACCUAUGGCUCUACUGGUUUUGAUCCUGGGGCUGGUGGCUCUGGGCAGAGCUACUGGAAAGGAGGCCCCACUGUUGACCCAGAGGAGCUCUUCAGGAAGAUCUUUGGGGAAUUCUCUUCAUCUUCUUUUGGAGAUUUCCAGAGUGUAUUCAGUCAGCCUCAGGAGUACAUCAUGGAUUUGACAUUCAAUCAAGCUGCCAAGGGUGUCAACAAGGAGUUCACUGUGAACAUCACUGAUACCUGUGAGCGGUGUGACGGAAAAGGGAAUGAGCCUGGCACCAAGGUGCAGCACUGCCACUAUUGCGGCGGCUCUGGCAUGGAAACUAUAAAUACAGGCCCUUUUGUGAUGCGUUCCACGUGUCGGAGAUGUGGCGGCCGAGGCACUAUCAUCACAACUCCUUGUGUGGUGUGCAGAGGAACAGGACAAGCCAAGCAGAAGAAGAAAGUGGUUAUCCCUGUGCCGGCUGGAGUCGAGGAUGGACAGACUGUGAGGAUGCCUGUAGGAAAAAGAGAAAUUUUCAUCACGUUCAGGGUGCAGAAAAGCCCUGUGUUCCGGAGGGAUGGCGCAGACAUCCACUCUGACCUCUUUAUUUCUAUAGCUCAGGCUAUUCUGGGGGGGACAGCCAGAGCCCAGGGCCUGUAUGAGACAAUCAAUGUGACGAUCCCCCCUGGGAUCCAGACAGACCAGAAGAUUCGGAUGAGUGGGAAAGGCAUUCCCCGGAUUAACAGUUACGGCUAUGGAGAUCACUACAUUCACGUCAAGAUUAGAGUUCCAAAGAGACUGACAAGUCGGCAACACAGCCUGAUGCUGAGCUACGCUGAGGAUGAGACUGAUGUGGAGGGGACCGUGAAUGGCGUCACCAAUACAAGCACUGGUGGCAGCACCAUGGAUAGCUCCACAGGAGGCAAGGCUAGGCCUGAGGAUGGGGAGGACAAGGAGGGAUUCCUUUCCAAACUUAAGAAAAUGUUUACCUCCUGAUACCCAGGUGAGGAAAACGGUCCACUGGAAACUAGGCCAGGAGCCGCAGCCCCUCCUCGUGGCCAGGGCACCUUGGAGACUGGAAGAUUCCAGAACAGCAGUAUCGAGCCCUGCCUGCAGAGGCCCUCUGGACCACCUUGGCAACAGCAAAAUCAUGUGACAACACACCUUUCCACAGAAUGGUCAUGGUGGACAGCUCCUGGGCAGUAAGGUGUGGCAUGCCUAAGGGCUGGUAGGUUUCUUGUCCAUGGGUAGGUAACUUGGCCUCUUCUGGCUCAGAGUAAGACAUCUGGACACUUCUUGAAAUUAGAGCCAAAACUUUAAUUUGGAAUGAACUGUGGUGGAAAUCUUAGUAAAGAAUUAAAGGCCAUGCUUACAGCUUAAAAAUGAAGCCUGAAACUGCACCAAGUUGUGAAGUGAUUAAUUUCCCUCUCAUUAAACCUCUGGGAGGUUCUGGAAUGAGUCUUUUCUGACAUGUUGUCUUUUCCAGGAACUUGGGGCCUAUAAGCCCCACCAGCAUCACCCACCCCUCAGUAGAGGCACCCUUUGCUUUUCUUGGAGUUUAAUUCCCAAGGGUACCAAGCAGCUAAAACAUGGGGGCCGUGAUCUUUAUCAGUCCUCCCUCCCACCCCACCCGGGUGGCCUCUUGUCCGUGGCUGUGGAGCUCUGGUGUUUGAAGCCAGGCCUGGGUGGGACUCUGCCUGUCUAUUGGACCACGGGCCUCCCUGGCCACAGCCUGGCUGACGGCUUCCUUGUGCUAGAGCCUACCCCCACUGCCAGCCACAGCUUGGUUCUCAUCACUAACUACACUGUUGACACCUAUUUCUAGAAAUGUGUUUAAAUGAUUUAAUGCUAAGAAUCAUCGUCUUUUCCUGUAUAAACAUUUGUUCAGAAAAGGAAAAUACAGUGUAAGCAGUUGAAGGCUCUUUACCAUCUGGCCAGAGCAAAACAGUUUCCCCAACCUCAGCCUUUAGGAUGUAUAGAUUCCAUGUGUUUCCAGACCCUCCCAUUGGUAAGAGGCUAAUGGAGAACAUUUCUGAAUAGUUUUCUUUUUGUUUUCCUUCAUAAUUUACUAAAAUAAAGCAUCUAUUAGUGUCUGAUCUAUGAAUGUAAAAUGAUUCUGUAUCCAUGUAAAAGAUUAUCAACUGCAAAGAGAUAUUUAAAACCUA